Molecule: messenger RNA, 330 nt
Organism: Maudiozyma barnettii
Lineage: Eukaryota; Fungi; Ascomycota; Saccharomycetes; Saccharomycetales; Saccharomycetaceae
Gene: CMC2
Product: Cmc2p
Exons: 2
Coding region: 1-330 (109 amino acids)
Source: RefSeq, a predicted model, not a curated record
AUGCAUCCUCAAUUAGAAGCCGAAAGAUUUCAUUCAUGUUACGAUUUUAUUCAGGCUCUGGAUAAAUGCCAUCAAAAGGCUUAUUACAAGAGAAUUCUUGGAAUUUGUAAUAAUGAGAAAGAAGCACUAUCACAAUGUUUAAAACAGGCUAGUAUGGAAAAUAAGAAGAGAGCAAUUAUUAAAAGUAAAUCUAAACGUAGUAUCAUUGAAGAUAAAUGGAAAGAGAUAGAUGAACAGGAAUAUGGUGAAGAUAAGGUGCUUGAAAUAUUGAUGCAAAGAAUGAAAGACAAGAAGAUUAAUAAGCCAACUACAGACAGUGACUCUCAUUAA